This is a messenger RNA of Rotaria sp. Silwood1, 2136 nucleotides long. The record is from the annotation of a GenBank genome assembly. NCBI's taxonomy places the organism in Eukaryota, Metazoa, Rotifera, Eurotatoria, Philodinida, Philodinidae.
AUGAAUCAAAACGAAGACGAUGAUGAUGGAAUUAUUGUCGAUUCUUCAACAAUAAAAACUGAUUCAGUUUCUUUAUCAGCUAAAAUUGUUUUUAUUAUUAUUUGUGCAUGUAAUAUGAUUCAAAAUGCAAUUGUUGGUGGUUCAAAUAAUGCUAUAAUGACAACACUUGAAUCAGGUUUUUAUAUGACAUCAACUGAAACAGGUUUAUUUCAAUCUGUUUAUGAGCUUGUUGCUAUUUUUACUUAUCCACUUAUUGGUUAUUUUGGUGAUCGUAGUGGUCGAAAAAUACGUUGGAUAUCUAUAUCAAUGGGUAUACUUGCUGGUGGUUUUCUUGUUAUGUCAUUUCCACAUUUACUUGAAUCAAAACGUGGUAAACCACCAUUAGAACCACAUAUUGCUGAUCAUUUAACAUUAUGUAAUCCAAAACGAAAAAUUAGUGUUUGUACUAUAUCAAAUAAUCUUAGAUUUUUAAGUCAUUUAAAAUAUGUUUUCUAUUUAUCAAAUAUAAUUAAUGCAUUUGGAUCAGCAGCUUUACCAACAUUAGCUGUGACAUUAAUUGAAGAUUUAUUUCCACAAGAAAAAGCACCUAUUGCUCAAGGUAUAUAUUAUGCUGUUGGAGGAAUAGGUAUUGGUCUUGGAUUUCUUGCAACAUCACAAUUUUUAAAAGUUUAUACCUAUAUUAAAAAACCACUUUGGUUAACACCAGUCUAUUCUGAAUGGGUUGGAGCUUGGUGGUUAGUUUAUGCAUUAGGUACUUGUAUAAGCCUUAUACUUUGUCUUUCACUUUGUAUAUUUGAUAUUGGUAAUCGUCAUCGUCAAUAUCAAAUAAGAAAAAAAGAAAUUCAAUCAACAUUAAAUCAAACAUAUCAAUUAUUAACAACAUCAACAAUAAAACAAAAUAAUUUAAUAGAAAAUAAUCAUUAUUUAUCAUCACGUACAAGUUCAUCAACAACAAAUUUAAGUUCAACUGUUAAUAUUAUAUUAAAUGAUAAAGAACAAAUACCAUCUAUUGAUAUAAUUGAAGAUAAAUGUUUAAUAACAACAACAACAACAUUAAAUAAAUUUAAAGAUUUUUUUUAUGAUAUUUUUUCAUUAAUUAAACAUUUACUUCUUAAUUUACGUUAUAUGGGUAUAACUUGUUGUGCUAUUGUUGAAGCAUUAUUAAUUAAAGGAUAUUUGGCUUUUUUAAGUAAACAUAUUGAAUAUCAAUUUCGAACAACAUCAUCACAUUCAAGUGUUUUUAUUGGAAUUAUUUCAUUAUUUUCUGUUAUUUUUGGUACACCAGUAGGCGCUUAUUGUGUUAAACGAUAUAAUAUGAAUGGUCGUCAAUGUGCAAAAUUUUGUUGUAUAAUUCUCGCUAUUUCAUCUGUGAUUUUUCUUGGAUUAUUACUACAUUGUCGUGAACCGACAAUUGGUACAACACAUUCCAUGCCUGUUAUAUCAACAGCAUUUGAUGAUGAUUCAUUUGAUGAAUUUGCAUUAGAAUCAGAUCGUGUUGAAAGUCCAUGUAAACGAGAAUGCAAAUGCGAUAUGAAUAUAUAUCAACCAGUAUGUGAUGUAGCAAAUCGAGAAACUUAUCAAAAUCCAUGUUUAUUAGGUUGUAAAAGAAUUCUUAAAGGAAAAUAUGCUGAUUGUUUAUGUUUACCUAAUAAUAGUACAGUUAAUGUUGGUCGAUGUAAAGAACGUAAAUGUACAAUGAAUUUUCGAAUUACAUUAUGUGGUGCAUUUAUUGUUGUAUUUAUGUCAUGUUGUGUUAUUGUACCAGCAUUAAAAUGUGUAUUACAUAGUGUUGAAUUAACACAUCGAGCAUUUUCACUUGGUUUUAAAUCUACAAUGACAAAAACAUUUGGUUAUUUACCAGGAACAAUAUUAUUUGGUGCAAUUAUUGAUCGAACAUGUAAAACAUGGAUACGUGAAACAUGUGGACUUAAAUAUCAAUGUAAACAUUAUAAUAAUAAACGUAUGGCAAUAUCAUUAGCAUUACUUGGUUGUGGUUUUCGAAGUUUAUCAGCAUUAUUUUGUGCUAUAUCAUGGUAUGCAUAUAUUAAAAAACCUGAUAUAGAAGAAAGAAAAAAAUCUAAUGAACAAAAUUCAGAAAUUCUAACAGUUAAUAUAGUUAAUCGUGUUGAUAUUUAA